GAGGACUGCUGUGGCUUUUGUGCUGCUGCUGACAGAUUUGGGACUUCCGGGUGCAGUUGGACUGUUCGUAGCACUUCGAUUUUACUGUACAAUGGGCUUGUAGUGAACCUGAUCGCUCGGUCUGCUUUUGGUUCAGAAAAUCUUCAUAUUUAGAGACAACCAGUGAAAGGAAUACCGUCGGAAAGUUGCUCAGUGUGCGCUGUUAGAGUGUAGCCAUGUCCGCUUCCUCGACAGGUUCCUCCCCGGUGGGCCACGGCUCGGGCCUGAGCAUUUUCCGCUGGCUGGAGGUUCUGGAGAAGGAGUUCGAUAAAGCGUUCGUGGAUGUGGACCUGCUGCUGGGAGAGAUCGACCCUGACCAGGUGGACAUCACGUACGAGGGACGGCAGAAGAUGACCACCCUCAGCUCCUGCUUCGCGCAGCUCUGCCACAAAACACAGACGGUUUUCCAGCUCAACCACAAACUGGAGGCCCAACUGGUGGACCUGCGCUCAGAGCUGACCGAGGCCAAAGCUGAGAAAGAGGCGCUGGAGCGAGAAGUGCAUGACCAGCUCCUGCAGCUCCACUCUCUCCAGUUACAACUGCACAAUAAACAGGGGGAGCCGGAGGAGCCUGAGACGCUGAAAGACACACUGGUGCAACAGACUGAGUCCCGGAAGAAGGAGCGAGUGAUGGAGGCCAAGCUGGAGGCUGAGAUGAGGUUGUUUAAAAAGGAGAAUGAGGCGCUGCGGAGACACAUCGCCGUGCUCCAGGCUGAAGUGUAUGGAGCAAGACUCGCAGCCAAGUACUUGGACAAGGAACUGGCUGGCAGAGUGCAGCAGAUCCAGUUAUUAGGCCGGGACAUGAAAGGCCCAGCUCAUGACAAACUGUGGAACCAGCUGGAGGCCGAGAUCCAUCUGCACCGACAUAAGACUGUGAUCCGAGCAUGUCGCGGGCGGAAUGAUCCCAACAAACCGCUGCCCUCUCCUGUGGGUCAUGAUCCAGACCUGUUAAAGAAAACACAAGGGGUGGGUCCUAUUCGAAAGGUGGUCCUGAUGAAGGAAGACCAUGAAGGCUUGGGCAUCUCCAUAACAGGCGGUAAAGAACAUGGGGUGCCUAUUCUAAUCUCAGAGAUCCAUCAGGGUCAGCCGGCAGACCGCUGCGGAGGCCUGCACGUGGGGGAUGCCAUUUUGGCCGUGAACAGCAUCAACCUGCGAGACGCCAAACACAAGGAGGCAGUCACCAUCCUCUCACAGCAGCGGGGGCAGAUUGAGUUUGAGGUGGUGUAUGUGGCUCCAGAGGUGGACAGUGAUGAUGAGAAUGUGGAGUAUGAGGAUGACAAUGGCCAUCGCUACAGACUCUACCUGGAUGAACUGGAGGAAGGAAACAGAGCACAGCAAGGCAACAGCGCUGCUUCACUGCAAGCUCUGGAAAAGAUGACUCUCAGGACUGAAGCUGAGAACGGUGACACAGAAAACAAGAGCCUCUCCAAGCCUUCAGAUACAGAAAGCUCAUCCUGGACCAGCCAAGCCAUCUCCCACUGAAGCCGCACUUUACUACUCUGCCUUCUGAUCACAGAAUCUUAUCACCUGAAACCGAACGAGGGACUGUGAGAGAAUAAAUGUAAAUCUGCUGAUUACAGUAUUUUCCUAGAGCUUGCAGGUCAUGGGCAUUAACAGUAAGUAUUGAUGAAUUGAAACAGUUGGUUUGAAACACUACACUUCACCUCGAUGGCAGAAUAUUUUGGCCUGUGAUUUUUAGGGUUGUCAGCGUAGUUUCAAUAAGCAGGGGGUCGAAGAAACUUGUGUUGGCUUGCUCCUGCACUGUUGUCAUAGUAACAAAAUAACUACCAAGCCUGAACUCCAUCCUCCGCCAUUUUGAUUUCUGAUUCAUAUCCAGGUAUUUGGUUGCAUUGAUCCUUCAUUAUUAAUAGGUUUGUUAUUAAUUUGUAGUAAUAUAAACUACUGAACAAUGCUUUUGAAUGGGAGUACUGAAAUAAUGAAAAAUGUAAUUGGUAAAACAAAUUGCCAAUGCUUAUAUUGUGAAUUAUAAUAUUGUAAUAUCAACCCUUAUUUAAUGAUUAUAAUAAGCAUUUGAGGUAAAAAGUAGCGGGGUUUCUAAUGUGCACUGAAGUCACAGUGAAACAAACAGGUGUGUGGCUCCUAGAGAAAGUUACUGCAGGUUGUGUACCUUCAGUUGUUUUGAAAGACUGUAGCAACCUAUAGAUUUAUGUUUUCAGAAGUUAUUUUAUUUUUAUGGGUUUAUAUAAAAUGAAUAAGAUCUGUUGAUGUGUUUUUUUUUUUUUAGUUUCUUCUCUUUUGUCUUAUUGUGAUAGAAUAGACUUUUUGUAAACUUUAUUUUUAUCCAAGAAUGUGUGAUACACGAAAACGUUCUUUUUCAUGUGACUUUUGACAUAUACCCCAGGCCUUUAUUAAAAUAUGUUUGUACAGUUUGUCUGAAAGUGUGCUGAACUGGAUUUGGUUCAGCCCUUGCCUCAUCUCCUGACACCUGCUCCUGCCCUGCUGCCUCUCACCCAGCACAUCUCAGCCCAAAGAAAGACUGAAUAAAUAUUGUCCCGUAUUUUCUUCCACUUAAUCUAAAUUGGCUGGGGGUUGAAUCUAAUCCUUGCUAUCCUUGCUAACCAUAACUGAGAUUAGAUUAAACCCUGGACAAUCACUGCAGGAAUGUAUGGUUAUUUUACACUUACAUGUUUUUCCAAUUCACUGGUAGCACAACAGGGUGUUGCAGAAAUGGUUCCCCGCAAAUACUUUGUCAAUUGUAUCAGUGUAUUUUCUUUUCCUCCCCCUAUCUUUGUACAUAAUGUAUCUUUUAAAAGUAUUAUUUUAUGUAAGUUAAACUGCCUUUGAAUAAAGAUUUGUUUCAAUUCCAAA
Molecule: messenger RNA, 2867 nt
Organism: Periophthalmus magnuspinnatus
Lineage: Eukaryota; Metazoa; Chordata; Actinopteri; Gobiiformes; Gobiidae
Gene: gopc
Product: golgi-associated PDZ and coiled-coil motif containing
Exons: 8
Coding region: 216-1520 (434 amino acids)
Biological process (GO): negative regulation of protein localization to cell surface
Cellular component (GO): Golgi apparatus; trans-Golgi network transport vesicle; membrane
Molecular function (GO): transmembrane transporter binding
Source: RefSeq, a predicted model, not a curated record